GUUGAAGAUUUCAGACCAGGCUAUCCAAGAUUCACAGCUCUUAUCGCGUCGCAUAGCCCAUUUUUUAUCUUUCGACGCUUCAAAAGGCUCCGAGCACGGCUACUGUUACUAAAACAAGACCAGCUGUCAAUCCUAGAGAGUGAACUCGACCAGAUCGAUCAACUGGAGAAGGCACCUAUCUUUCUUGGAAAGAGUCGCAUCGAUAGAAAUGCUGAAAGGUUAUCGGUCUUAUCGAGGAUAGAGUCUGCACUAGCUGACUAUGAUAGCUUUAUAGAUAAAAGUAAUCUAGCACUGACUCUCAGCGAUGCGGAAUCAAGAGAUGUGCGAAGCCUUAGGAACUGGGUUGAUGGUAACGGAUGUCUGGCUGGGAAUGAGACAUCUUACCUUGAGCAUGAUUGCGACCUUGUCUCGUUAGUCCCAACGAUUGAUAACGCAGUCAAAGGGUUUGAGAGUUGGAUUGAAGAAAAACUUGUGCAGUUCUUGCCCAAGUUCCGAGAAAGCAAUAGAUAUGUUUCAUCCGACCCGAACGUCCAUAUAUACAACGGUCCUUUUGUUAGUCGUGUUGCCAAAGGACUAUUGAUAUGCUUGGUUACUUUGCUUCUACUACUGCCAAUCGUUGUUUGUAACGUUGUGUCGACAGCCGCGGUUCGGAUUUUUAUUGUCAUGCUGUCUACUAUCGUUUACCUUUUGGUACUCUCUGGAUUGACGCGGGCGAAAACGACUGAACUUGUAGUAGCUGGUACAACAUAUGCCACUGUUCUUAUUGUAUUUGUGUCGGGUACCAGUGAUAAGGUACCCUGA
This is a messenger RNA of Fusarium redolens, 801 nucleotides long. RefSeq lists its product as uncharacterized. The annotation marks the transcript as partial. The record is from RefSeq and is a predicted model, not a curated record. Lineage: Eukaryota; Fungi; Ascomycota; Sordariomycetes; Hypocreales; Nectriaceae. The transcript is spliced from 4 exons.